UAUUUUAGGAUCCUUAAGCAUUGUGUUUGAUUGUGUCGUUUUGUAUUUGAAGGGGUGGUAGUGUUAUACUUUCCUCCGACUAUAUAAAGCCUGCCCUUUACUUUUUCUCUUUUACCAUCGAGAGAGAAACAGAGUCGUCGACAUCAAACGGAAACACACAAAGGCUUGAAGGCGAGGGCAUCCAUGAGAACUCGAACAGGCCUAUGCUAUCCUCCGCUAGACACCUUCUCUUCCGACCAACCACUUCGCAAGAGGACACGCCAUGUCGCCGCCGACCACCACCUCCUUUCCCGGAAAAGAAACAAAUCUUCUUCUCCUCCGACCUCCGAUUUGUUCGAUUCCUUGCCGGACGACCUCG
Messenger RNA from Momordica charantia (bitter melon), 358 nucleotides. Lineage: Eukaryota; Viridiplantae; Streptophyta; Magnoliopsida; Cucurbitales; Cucurbitaceae. The record is from RefSeq and is a predicted model, not a curated record.